Drosophila hydei is the source of this 802-nucleotide messenger RNA. Its product is annotated as stress-associated endoplasmic reticulum protein 2. The record is from RefSeq and is a predicted model, not a curated record. The coding region runs from base 108 to 302 and encodes 64 amino acids. Lineage: Eukaryota; Metazoa; Arthropoda; Insecta; Diptera; Drosophilidae. Gene Ontology annotation, biological process: endoplasmic reticulum unfolded protein response. The transcript has 3 exons. Gene Ontology annotation, cellular component: endoplasmic reticulum.
AGUGAGCUGUCUUCGGCUUCUUUAUACGUGUCGCACUACGUACUUUCACAUUCGUUUUGUUAUUUUUGCUCUAACCACAGUGCUACUACGCCACAAAAACAAAUAAAAUGGCUCCACCACAGAGAAUGCGCGUUGCCAAUGAAAAGGCCAGCAAAUAUGUGACAAUGCGUGGCAAUGUACCCAAAUCCUCGAAAACGAAAGAAGGCCAAUACCCAGUUGGACCCUGGCUUUUGGCACUAUUUAUCUUUGUUGUGUGCGGAUCAGCUAUUUUCCAAAUCAUCCAGUCCAUUCGGGCUGCGUAAACCUGAACAGAUACAAAUACAAAAUUUAAUAAAAUAACGCUAAGCUGAGCACACAAACAAACGACAAACACACACACACAACUGCUCCGACGUCUUCUCUCAAAAACCCUUUAGUUACAACUAUCCCGACAAUUAUGUGCAACGUUUGUAGAGAUAAAGCUCGAACGACAACUUGGCUUUUUAGUUAACAGAAUUUUUAAUGAACGAUGUAUAUCUAUGUACAUGCAAAAUUUAAGUCCAUAUUUUGUAUUCUUUAUUAAUAAUUAAGCUUAAACCCCGAAUUCUAUGUAAAAGCAUUCCCGCACAUCUACAAAUACUUAUACAUAUGCUGAUUGUGCUAAAAUAGAAUGCACAAGCUGUAAAAACAUUAUUUUAAAAUGCUUUUGCGGCGAAUUUAAUAGUUCAAGUUUAAAUGUUGUUUUCGGCAACGAGGACGAUUAGAAAAAAAUAACUAUGAGUACAUACAAUGAUGAAUAUAUGAUAAUUUUUUACCUAAAACA